AUGCCAACGUACAUCAUCACGGGGGCGAACAGAGGCCUGGGUCUCGAGUUCGUGCGCCAACUGUCCGCGGACAACGACAACAACACCAUCAUCGCCGCCGUCCGGAGCUUACAAGGCGAGCUGGACGACCUCAAACAACUCGCCUCUCGACCUGGCGCAGCACAGAGCAAAGUCCACAUCCUCGAAUGCGACACGGGCGACCUCGCAUCGAUCCAGGCCUUUGGCGACGCCGUCAGGGACACCCUCGCCGGAAAUCCCGUCGACUACCUCGUCAACAACGCCGGCAUCAACGCCACCCCCGAGGAGACCAGUCUGGACAUGACGGCCGAGAGUCUGCGGAGGCACAUCGACAUCAAUGUCGUGGGGCCGGCGGAGACGGUGAAGGUACUGUUGCCGUGUCUGCGCGAGGGCAGCGCGGUGAUGAACUUGAGUAGUGGGUUGGGGAGUUGUGGGAAGAAACUGUAA
This is a messenger RNA of Fonsecaea monophora, 465 nucleotides long. RefSeq lists its product as hypothetical. Lineage: Eukaryota; Fungi; Ascomycota; Eurotiomycetes; Chaetothyriales; Herpotrichiellaceae. Bases 1 to 465 code for a protein of 154 amino acids. Gene Ontology annotation, molecular function: oxidoreductase activity, acting on the CH-OH group of donors, NAD or NADP as acceptor. The transcript has a single exon. The record is from RefSeq and is a predicted model, not a curated record.